AUGCUACUUAAACCUUACGUUGCUACUGUCAACAGCAGACUGCUUUUAGAUAUGUCACAUGCGAUAAUUCCAAUGAAUCUGAUGACAAAUGUUUCUGAUACUUGCUGCCCACGUUUUCCUUUGAAAACAGAAAGAUUCUCAAACGACAAAAGCAGCAUGAAGACAACUUUUAAAAGAGAAUCGCUUCAUACAUGUAUAUACAUCUUUUCUUUACCUUCCAUGCCACGUGAAGAUAUUUUCUUUAUAAAAAAAAGUCAUAUUUCUGAUGAAAUGAAAAGAAAUGACGGAAAAAAGAUUCGACAUCUCAUGCUCAAAGAGCCUUUAAACAAAGUUCGUUUUUACAGAAUUUAA
Molecule: messenger RNA, 351 nt
Organism: Clunio marinus
Lineage: Eukaryota; Metazoa; Arthropoda; Insecta; Diptera; Chironomidae
Source: the annotation of a GenBank genome assembly